Knipowitschia caucasica is the source of this 279-nucleotide messenger RNA. The record is from the annotation of a GenBank genome assembly. Lineage: Eukaryota; Metazoa; Chordata; Actinopteri; Gobiiformes; Gobiidae.
AUGAGCUAUUUCAUAAGCUCUCGCCAGUGUGGACGGGCGAGUUUCCAGCAGUUUUUGAAUAAUAUCGGCAUCGCCGAAACCAUUUGUGAAAACUUCAACAGCAAUAGCAUCCUGCUCCUUCUCGGAUCUGUCACCAUAGGCCACAGCCACUUUUCCUUAAAUAUCGUCCCGGAAAACAUGCAACGCCUCACCAGCCUGGCGUAUUCUCUGCCUCAGUUCCACUGCAACCGCUGCCGCAUGAUCGGAGGAAGGGCCGUACGCGCUCUCCAGCUCCUGUAG